GGGAGUAUAUUAAAAGUCAUCUUCUUAUCUGCUCUGCCCAUUUUCCUUCUCUCUCUAUUUCUUUAUAUUUUUAAGGAUUAAAUGAAGUAGACAUGGAUUAGCUUAGCCCUAUUGUUGUUGGUCUGGUCCCAAAUCUUCCCUUUGUUAUCCAUAUUUCUGUGCUUAUAAAUCCUUAAUCUACGCCACCCCUUCACUCCUUGUUUUUAUCUUUCCCUUCUUUAAACCUCUAUAGAUGGAAGUGCUGAUGGGACCUACCUUCGCCAUCGACGUUGCCGCAUCGGCCGCGGCCUACACUAGAGACCGCUCUAAGGAUACGAUUCCCUCUCCUUGCUUGUUUAUCAAGGACGAUGAAGCUUGUCCCGGCUCGGAUCCCAGGUCUCCGGAUCUAUCCUCUGAUAGUUCCUCCUCGAUCGGCUCCCCCGGAGACAGCGACGUUGAAGAAGAAGACGACGGCGUCGUUUCAUCCGGGGAAAGUAAAGGCUUGUCUUUCGACUCCUUAGAGGACUCUCUUCCCAUCAAGAGAGGAUUAUCGAAUCACUACGUGGGAAAAUCAAAAUCAUUCGCAAAUCUAUCUGACAUAAACUCAGUGAAAGAGCUGCAAAAAGUGGAGAGCCCCUUCAACAAGAGGAGGAGAUUAUUGCUUGCAAAUAAAUGGUCAACGAGGUCCAGGAAAUCAUCUUUCUAUUCAUGGCAAAACCCCAAUUCCAUGCCUCUUCUUGCUUUGGUUGAAGACGAUGAAGAUACAGACAACAACAGCCACAAUAAACAAACACCAUCAUCAUCGCCGCCUUCAUUGUCCUCCUCCUCGUCGGAGUACGAAAAAAUAACAUCAACGAAACCUAAGUUGCAGCAAAGCAAUCUGAGGGCUAGUUUCAAGUCUCAAAGUUGUCUUUCUCUUACGGAUCUGCACGUACAAGUAGAUCAUCAAUAACCCAGUUUUUGUUUUCUUUUUCACCAUGAAAAAUGCAUUAGGAUUUAGAUUACUCGCCAAAAAAUUUUACCAUCAAAGUAUAUACGUAAAACUUUUAGAACUUUUUUUAUAUAAAUAAAAUCUUUUCACUGA
Messenger RNA from Gossypium raimondii (Peruvian cotton), 1063 nucleotides. Its product is annotated as protein OXIDATIVE STRESS 3 LIKE 6. The transcript has 2 exons. The record is from RefSeq and is a predicted model, not a curated record. Lineage: Eukaryota; Viridiplantae; Streptophyta; Magnoliopsida; Malvales; Malvaceae. Bases 233 to 931 code for a protein of 232 amino acids.